UGUUGACGAUGCAAAGUGAGCAGUUUCUUGUCGAAAGCAGUCACCCACGAAAGUUACUUGCCUUUCAACCUUCCUAUUUUUAUUGAUGGUGACGAAAACAGUUGUGUUCAAAGUAUUUUCGAGGAGCUUCACCAUUGAAUCGGUAGCAGAAGAAAUUUGAUCUAGUGCAUUGUCCCCAACCGAUGCCACUGGAGGCGGACGGCUUUCCUGUAAAGGGAGAUUGCUCGGGAGAACGUCAACGAACGCGCUUCCCAGAAUAGAGGAAACAACUUGAUCAGUGUCGUACGUGCGGCAAAGUGGGAGACCGAGAGGAAGCCGGGAGUGCUGAAGGAGCUCGAAUAAGGAAGGCCUUGUCCUAAUCGGGAUAGCGGGUGUGGAUUUGCAGCUUGGCGAGCAAGCGGCUUCCCGGACGUCCAUUCCGCCAUACAGUGUACUGGGUCGUUCCUGGAGGCAAGGCUGGCCGUUCUGGUCUUCACGUUCUUGAACUGCGCAGCUCUACUGCACAGGAACAAGCCCGGAGUUAAAAGACACCACACAACGCACGGCCUGUCUGUCCACAGAGUGGAUGAUGCAGAACAGGGCGACCAUGCAGCCUCGACUGCUUCUUGUGCUAAGCAUGGGAACGCUGGCAUUGGCGCUGAUGGCACGGUGCGUAACUGCCCAGACUAGUAUGCCACCACUCAACAAGACAGCGCAGACAUUUACAGUUGUCACCUCCAGCACUCUCACACCUGUGGCCAGCCUGAAUGUAAGUGGGCUGUAUUCCGAGAGCGUCGUGCUGAGUUGGGAAGCAGACACGGGCAGCGCGUACAACGUAUCAUGCAGCGCUGACGUCGAGCAACACCUGGGAAACCACACCAUCACCCGGGGCCUGCUGAACGCCACGUUAGUCCGACUGAGUGUACUGCCCGACCGUAUGUACUCCUGUUCUGUUCUGAGACUGGUGCGGCACCCAAGCACAGGGAACGGAACGCAGGUCGAGGAGAUUGCCGCAAGCUGGACUGACGUGCACUUCAAAACCCCUGAGUAACCGCUGGACACGUUUCAUCCGGAUUGCCACCAUCGUCGCAACAGCAUGUGCCAGAGUAUCGGCGCGGACGGUCGCCUGGGCUGCGUGUGCACGAGCGGAUACCAGCCGGACUCCAACGGCGAUUGCAUGAACAUCAAUGAAUGCGCGUUCCGUAACACCACGUGCACCGGAUUCGAGACGUGCGUGGACACACCUGGCAGCUACUGGUGCAGCUGCCCGGACGGGUACAAACGCGACGCAUUUGGCACGUGCAAAAACGUGGACGAGUGCCAGGACCGCUCGUUGCGGCUUCCGUGUGGAGAGUCCGGAAGCUGCACGGACACAAACGGAUCCUAUGUGUGUUCCUGCGGCGCUGGGCUUCGUGGCUGCGGCGCUAACUGCGCUGACAUUGACGAGUGUACGGAGGGUACCCACACAUGCAAGCUCCCAGGGCAGUCGACAGGACACCCUGGAGCCAUGUGCGUGAACACCGUCGGAGGUUUCAAGUGCAAGUGCCCGGCCGGUUAUAGCGGCAAUGGAGUGACUUGUGCUGACAUUGAUGAGUGCAGCAGCAGUCUUGGAGCGUCCGCCUGCUUGCUCACGCCAUGCACCAACACCAUUGGCAGUUUCUUCUGCUCAUGCCAUGACGGCUACACACGAGUGGACGGCGCGUGCGUAGACCAAGACGAAUGCGCGGCAUCGGACAAUGUGUGCGGCAACGCGAUGACGACGUGUGUGAACACAAACGGGUCGUUCGUCUGCAAGUGCGACGUCGGGUUUACGUUGAGGAACGGCAUUUGCGUAAAUGUUGAUGAAUGUGUGUUGGGCACGCACGAGUGUCAUCGGCAUCACGGUUUGUGUACGGACACGAACGGCUCUUACACGUGUGCCUGUUCGGCGGCCUUCGAGGGAGACGGGCGGACAAGCUGUCAGUUCUCCCAGGGAUCCAGCCAAAACCGCACCGUCAUCAAUUGGUUCCUCGUACUCGUGGUUGCCGGUCUCUUGCUGAUUGUCAUCGGCUUGAUUAUUGCCAUCAUUUACGUUCGGCGGGAGAAACAGAAGCAAGUCGUGCGCUUGCAGCAGAUCAAACCGCGUAAAGCCAAGCCUGUGAAUAAAACUAUGAGCACUGUUGCACUGGUCAACAAGGAGUCGGGCGAGUCCAUUUACAAGAAACCAGCGUUCUAUAACAUGUUCAAGAGAAAGCGUCUCAGCGGCGACGAUGACCCCGACUACACCGGUUUCAAGUCCCGACCGGCGGGCGUGCAGGACGAGAUCGUCUUGGACCCGACGGGCGACGGCGGCGACAUGCAGCAGGACAGUUACGGCAAGGUGUCGGCGUCCGCGCAUACGCUCAUGGACACGGCGAUGACGUUCAACAGCGAGUCCGUUCACACCAUGGACAGCUACACCAGCGACUCCAUACUGAGCCCCGGCAACAGCAGGCAUCGUGGCCAGGCAAACGUGAAACGCACCGUGUCUACGGCCCUGGCCGCCAUUCGCCGCACCGACCGCUCCGACGACAUGACCGAAGAGGACGAGAUGCAGGCGCGUAUGGACAUGAUGGAGAACGGCAUUUUGGCGCCCAUCGCGCCGGGCCAGGUCAUUCUGGAGGAGCCGCUGCUUCGCGAGCAGGUGUUCACGAUGAACGAUGGCAGUGUCAUCCCCGUCUCGCUGUUCAACACUAAGAUUGACAAGAAGGACAUGCUCUUCACCAUGGUUGGGUGCGAUGCCGACGGACAGUUGGCCCUGUUCAACGCCAAGACGUCCGGCCUGAUUGCCGUGGCGACGGCGAGCGAUGCCACCCGCACGCUCAAGUUCACCGCGCGCAAGAUGGACAGUCGCAUCAAGCAGGCGCGCAGCAUCGUCUCCACCGCCUGCAGGCGCGUGAGCCUGGACGUGGACCUCAAGAACAUCAAGUCGCUGAUGCGCGCACCCAACGGGGAGCUGGUGUUCUCCACUGACAGCGGCUUCGUCGUGCCCACCACGGUCUUCCAGGUGAAUAUCAACGACAAGCAGGCAUCGCGCUACGCCGUGGCCACGACCGCCAACGGCAAGUCGUUUGUCCUGGUCGACCUCGACGAAUCGGACGUUCUGGACACGGUGGGUGUGUCUGUUGCAAUGGCCGGCAUCGGUAACGCGCAGCAAGCGGAACACGAUGAAGCGGGUCCAGUCGACGGCACCGCCAAGACGUUUGCGACGCGAACAGGUAGUAUGACGAAUAGCGAGGCCGAAAUGUAUAGCUCGGUGUACGCUCUCUGGGACGACAACAAGAAAGAGGUCAGAAAGUACCUGCCGGCCGUGAACGAGUUUGGCGAGACCGUGUUCAGAGACGAGAGCGGAUUCUCAAUCCCGCUGAGCCUGUUUGGCGUUCAGCUGAGCAGCAAGGACCUGUCAUCAUCGUUCGUGAUGAGAGCCGGUAACGACUCGCUGGCUUUGUACAAGGCUGCCAACCAGCCGGCACUGGCCAGCAUCGACAGCAAAGUUCUCCAUCAGUACUUAUCCACACAGCAACAGGCAGCAGGCCAACCGUGCACGGUGAUCAAGGGCCUGAACGGCGCGCCGUCCUUCAUCGAGAACACUACCGGUACCGCAGUGCCGCUUUCCCUGUUCGGCGUUCCCCUCGGUGCCCAGGAGCUUGCCACGUGUCGCGUCGUCAAGACUGCCAACGGCUCAUUCGAGCUCUACAUAGCCGACAGCCCGACACCUGCUGGCAAGCUCGACUGGAGUAGAGUGCAGCAGUACCUCAGCAAGCCCUCGCCGCCAGUCAACACGGCCAGAGUCGGCAACGUGAAGCGCGACGAAACCGGCGCGGCAAUCUUCCUCUCGCCCAACCACUGCAUCAGCGUGCCAGUCUGCGUGUUUGGCGUGCAGAUGGACGCGCAGGCGGCCACUAGCCGCUAUGAUGUCACCGUCGCCGAGAACGGCAUGGCGGCGCUCUUCGACCUGACCACGUCUGAGGUGCUUGCCGUCGUCGACAUGUCCAUUGUUAUGGCAACCGGAGCAACGACGGCCACUCGUCAACAGAUUGACAAGAAACUUGCACACACCGUCACCAUGGCGACCACAGAGGACUUCGGUGAGGAAUACUCCACGAUUGCGUACGCGCCGCACCAGCAGGGCCACUCGAAGGGACUGCAGGCAGACAGGAACCAGGACGCCACGGGCCGCGCUCAGGAAGCGUGGGUGGCCAUCGACGAGGACGGAUCUGAGGAGUACUCGUCCGUCACUCAGAGUGCUCCGCGACGCGUCAAGGCUAAACGCGACGGUGGUGCUGGCACCGAUCUGGCAUUCAUGUCCGCUGCGGUGAGCAGUGAAGACGGCACUGGCGAUUCCAUCUACGACGCUGUCAAGACGACAGACAUUCGCUUCGCUUCCCUGGCAGCCACGGCAACGCGUGUGGAGAAGAAGUCCGCCAGUCGCCAGAAGGGCCCUGUUCGCCAGUUGGCCAGGCAGGUGACACGCUCCUCGUUCUAUGGAACGCGUCGCCGCAAUACGGAGGAGAGCAACUACGGGUACGCGGCCUUCAACACGCUGGUCGACCAGGCGGAGAAGCCCGCCGAGGCUGCCCUCAGGACUGUGACCCCACUCGAAGCGGAGAACCCAUACGCGCUCAACGAGUCGCUGACGGAAAGGAUGUACGAGUCGCGUGGCGCCAUGAUCAAGCAGCAGGUCCCACUGGGCCCCUGAGCACAGCUGUGCCGCUUGUUCGGCUGCCUGUGGUGUCAGUCCCAGGGCAGAAACAACCCAGGCUGCGGCCAACCUACCACCUCUGCAUUCUAACUUCACAUGAGCUGCCGAAAGGGAGCACACUCGUCUGAAUUUUUUGCUCCAAUCAUAAUUUUCCACUUGCGAGAACCAUGGCUUAUGGUAAUAUAAAUGUACAAGAUUAUUUAUCGUCUACACAUUAUUUUGGUCAUGAAUGACACAUUAUUUUUGUUCAAUAUCUCAACUUUGAUCAAUUGUAAUCCUGGUUGAUGGCUGUGCUUCCUCCUAUGUUCAUUGGAUGACACUAUAAGAACCAUUGCCGA
This is a messenger RNA of Sycon ciliatum, 5037 nucleotides long. RefSeq lists its product as uncharacterized. The record is from RefSeq and is a predicted model, not a curated record. Lineage: Eukaryota; Metazoa; Porifera; Calcarea; Leucosolenida; Sycettidae. Gene Ontology annotation, molecular function: calcium ion binding.